Messenger RNA from Prunus avium (sweet cherry), 1484 nucleotides. Its product is annotated as putative aldo-keto reductase 2. Gene Ontology annotation, cellular component: cytoplasm. NCBI's taxonomy places the organism in Eukaryota, Viridiplantae, Streptophyta, Magnoliopsida, Rosales, Rosaceae. The record is from RefSeq and is a predicted model, not a curated record.
UUUCUAAUAGUAUGGUCUGGUGUGCUGGUUUGGGAAUCUUCCCUUAAAAUAUGGUGAUUUCAUUUUGAGAUGAGACAUUAGUCUGAAGAAGGGGGAGAGCGAAUACCAAACGGUGGCUUGUUCAAAUGACAAGCAACAGUUGCAAUGGCUUCCGCAUCGGCCAUGACGCAUGCUGCACCUCUGUGGAUGCAUGAUCUGGCGCCGAUAUAAAUAUACGAACCAAACUGAAACAACCACAGAUAGCAAAUGGCAGGAGGAGUGAGGAGGAUCAAGUUGGGUUCACAAGGCCUUGAGGUUUCUGCUCAAGGCCUGGGAUGUAUGGGCAUGUCUGCCUUCUAUGGCGCUCCGAAACCCGACGCAGACAUGAUCAGUCUCAUCCACCAUGCCAUUGACUCCGGCGUCACCUUCCUCGACACCUCUGACAUCUACGGCCCCUUCACCAACGAAAUUCUGCUUGGCAAGGCUCUGAAGGGAGGGGUAAGAGAGAAGGUUGAAUUGGCCACCAAGUUUGGCAUCUACUUCGCAGACAAGAAGAUUGAGGUGCGAGGUGACCCUGCCUAUGUGAGGGCUGCUGCCGAGGACAGCUUGAAGCGCCUUGGUGUUGACUCUGUUGAUCUCUAUUAUCAGCAUCGGAUUGACACCACUGUCCCCAUAGAAGUCACGGUAGGGGAAUUGAAGAAACUAGUUGAAGAGGGUAAGGUGAAGUACAUUGGCCUAUCUGAGGCCUCAGCUUCUACAAUAAGAAGAGCACAUGCUGUUCAUCCAAUAACAGCUGUGCAGUUGGAGUGGUCCUUGUGGUCGAGAGAUGUCGAGGCAGAAAUAGUUCCUACUUGCCGGGAACUUGGCAUUGGUAUUGUUGCAUACAGUCCUCUAGGGAGAGGAUUCUUUUCAUCAGGCGCUAAGUUCGUCGAAAACCUCUCCCAUGAUGAUUCUCGAAAGCAUCUACCCAGGUUCCAACCCGAAAACGUAGAGCAUAAUAAAACACUAUUCAAGCAGGUUAGUGAUCUUGCUGCAAGGAAAGGGUGCACCCCAUCUCAGCUAGCACUGGCCUGGGUUCAUCAUCAAGGAAACGAUGUAUGUCCGAUACCCGGAACCACAAAGAUUGAGAAUUUUAACCAGAACAUUGGUGCUCUCUCUGUGAAACUGACACCAGAAGAACUGUCUGAGCUUGAAUCUUUUGCUUCUGCUGAUGCCGUUAAAGGUGACAGAUAUCAGAAUGACGUUAGUACUUGGAAGAAUUCUGAAACUCCUCCAGUGUCUUCAUGGAAAGCCACAUGAGCAUGUGACUUUUGUCAUGUCAUAAUGCUUCUUUGUACCUCAUGAGCUUUGUGAACUUCCUUACCGUUAUGAGAAUAAGUAGUGCAUGUGAAGUGGUAUGUAAUGACUGACUUUGAGACGUUCGUCAUUUUGUACGCAGAUUUCAUCAUGUUGUAUGAGUCCAAAAGUAUGAAAAAAUCUGGGGUCAAGCGAAGUUUUUCAUUUUA